AUGUACAACACUCAUUCUGAUAUUUGGGUUGCAGGUGCAUUUGCCGCAGUCGUAGUCGAUUUUGUCGUCUACCCUUUCGACACACUCAAGACCCGUGUUCAAUCCCUAGACUAUGAGAAGGUCUACAAAGAUGCGCGCAUAGGAGGAGUACGUCGCAAUGUGCUCUUCCGAGGAUUAUACCAAGGCGUCUGGAGUGUAGUUUUCUCAACAAUUCCAGCUUCUGGUGCAUUUUUUACCACAUACGAAGCUGUAAAGAGCCUGAUGUACAAUUCCUCAACACACUCCUCCAGGAACAUUACCAGUGGCAAAAGGACCUUCCCUGAUGGCUCUCUGAACAAUCUUCGCUUGCCUUUCACACACGCCCUCCCUACCCCCAUUAUGCACGGAAUUGCAUCUUCAACCGGGGAGAUGGUAUCAUGCCUCAUGCUCACGCCGGCAGAGGUAUUAAAACAAAAUGCGCAGAUGAUUCAAGGUUCCCAAACAAACAAAUCCGCUAUGGGACAAGUACUUUUGCGAUUUCGACGUCAUCCUUGGCGCCUAUGGAGUGGGUAUACGGCACUAGUUGGUCGAAACCUUCCAACUACAGCUUUACAAUUUCCGAUCUUUGAGUAUGUGCGAUCACAUCUAAUUGACCGUCGAAGACAACGGAAAGCAGCUCGGAGCAAUACUAGCCGGCCUCCAUCCGCGCAGUCAGAUCAACUAGUCGAACGGGCCGGCUUGACGGGGAUAGCUGCUGCAUUUUCGGGGACAGUCGCAGCGACAGUGACUACUCCAAUAGACGUGAUAAAGACCCGCGUUAUGCUUUCCGCAAGUGAUACUGGCGCUAGAUCCCAAGAUCAAAAUACUCAGGCUGGUACUCGUGGCAGUGCAGCGGUAUCUUCGGAGGCGCGAACGAAAGCCAAACCUAAUACAUCUCUCAUUUCUGUCGGUCGUGAUAUCAUACGUUAUGAGGGCAUACGUGGGUUGUUCAAGGGCGGGCUGAUACGGGCUGGUUGGACUGCGAUUGCAUUGGGCUUAUAUCUCAGUCUGUAUGAGGGAGGUCGUUUUUAUCUGGAGAAUAGAAGGAAGGAGAAGGACCGUGCCGGUGGGAAGCUUGGAAAGCGGGCCGACGAAGGCGAGGGGUCGUUU
Molecule: messenger RNA, 1128 nt
Organism: Penicillium hordei
Lineage: Eukaryota; Fungi; Ascomycota; Eurotiomycetes; Eurotiales; Aspergillaceae
Product: putative mitochondrial carrier protein
Exons: 3
Cellular component (GO): mitochondrial inner membrane
Molecular function (GO): S-adenosyl-L-methionine transmembrane transporter activity
Source: RefSeq, a predicted model, not a curated record